CUUUUUUUGUUCCAUAAUGUAUUGUUAGAAUGAAAGACUACUUAUAAAACACUCUCUACUCUUCUCACUCUUCACUUCCAAAUAAUUUCUUGAAACUGAAAGCUUCAGGACCACCCAUGGCUUCAUUUGUUCUAUACUCCAUACUCUCUGCUGUUUUUCUCUAUUUCGUUUUUGUUACCUUGAGGAAGCGCCAUCGCCUACCUCCAGGCCCGAAACCAUGGCCGAUUAUUGGGAACUUGCCACAUAUGGGUCCCAUGCCUCACCAUAGCUUAGCAGCCUUGGCUAAAGUCUAUGGACCUCUAAUGCACCUCAGGUUGGGGUUCGUGGACGUGGUAGUGGCAGCGUCGGCAACGGUUGCAGCCCAAUUCUUGAAAGUUCAUGACGCUAACUUCUCGAGCCGGCCACCCAAUGCUGGUGCCAAGUAUGUUGCUUAUAACUAUCAGGAUCUUGUGUUUGCGCCUUAUGGACCGAGGUGGCGGAUGCUACGGAAAAUCAGUUCCGUCCAUCUGUUCUCUGGCAAGGCUUUGGAUGACUUCAGACACGUUCGCCAGGAGGAGAUAAGGGUGCUUGUACGAGCUUUGGCAAGUGCUAAAAAUAAGGUGAACUUGGGGCAACUACUGAACGUCUGCACAGUGAAUGCCCUGGGGCGAGUGGUGCUUGGGCAAAGGGUGUUCGGUGACGGUACUGGCGGGGCUGAUCCGCAAGCAGAUGAAUUCAAGUCGAUGGUGGUGGAGCUGAUGGUGUUGGCUGGGGUUUUCAACAUUGGUGACUUCAUCCCAGCGCUGGAGUGGCUAGACUUGCAGGGGGUACAAGCUAAAAUGAAGAAGCUCCACAAGCGAUUUGACAGGUUUUUGAGUGGGAUUCUUGAGGAACACAAACUCAAGGCUGGAGAUGGCAGUGGGAAGCACACGGAUUUGUUGAGUACGUUGAUUUCAUUGGAGGAUGCUGAUGGAGAAGGAGGAAAGCUCACUGACACUGAAAUCAAAGCAUUGCUCUUGAACAUGUUUACAGCUGGAACUGAUACCUCCUCAAGCACAGUAGAGUGGGCGAUAGCAGAGCUCAUUAGGCAUCCCAAGAUCUUGGCUCAAGUUCGGAAAGAGUUGGACUCAGUUGUGGGUCGAGAUCGGCUUGUCUCAGACUUAGACCUGCCCCAUCUAACUUAUUUCCAAGCUGUGAUUAAGGAAACCUUCCGGCUCCAUCCAUCAACUCCACUCUCCCUCCCUCGGAUGGCUUCGGAGAGCUGUGAGAUCAAUGGCUACCACAUCCCAAAGGGUGCCACGCUACUGGUCAACGUGUGGGCCAUAGCUCGUGACCCUAACGAAUGGAAGAACCCGCUAGAGUUUCGGCCUGACAGGUUUUUACCAGGCGGCGAAAGGCCUAAUGCUGACGUUAGGGGAAAUGAUUUUGAGGUUAUACCAUUUGGUGCUGGACGUAGAAUAUGUGCUGGUAUGAGCUUAGGGUUGCGCAUGGUGCAACUAUUAGCAGCAACAUUGGUGCAUGCUUUCGACUGGGAGCUGGCUGAUGGAUUAAUACCUGAGAAGCUGAACAUGGAUGAAGCCUUCGGGUUGACAUUACAACGUGCCGCGCCAUUGAUGGUGCACCCAAGGCCAAGGUUAUCCCCGCAUGCUUAUUGAGCAUCAUCGCAAUGUUUUAAGUUAUGUGCCUGUUGAGCGUACUUUACAGAUAAAAUUUUAAUGCACGUCCCUGGGCCCUGGCUGUUGUUUGUAAAUCUAGUACUAUCAAUCUGUCACCACAUAAUGACCCCAAUUUGCUGGAGAGUUUUUCCUCUAGUGAAAUUGGGUUUCCUUGAGAUAUUCAUGAAUCUGUUGGUUAUUUACUUUAUA
This is a messenger RNA of Durio zibethinus, 1844 nucleotides long. Its product is annotated as flavonoid 3'-monooxygenase-like. Lineage: Eukaryota; Viridiplantae; Streptophyta; Magnoliopsida; Malvales; Malvaceae. Gene Ontology annotation, molecular function: monooxygenase activity; heme binding; iron ion binding. The record is from RefSeq and is a predicted model, not a curated record.